GCAGCAGCCUGUUCCCCAGCGCUUCAGCUUCUCCUCAAGGGGGUUCGGUGCUCAGGUGAAGGGGCAGCUCCAGUGGGACAAGUCCCAGUGAACCGCCAGCCCUCGGCGUCCAGGUGUGAGACGGCACCUUCCAGCAAACCACUGGAGCAGGAGCUCACAGGAGGCAGCAUUACCUGAACCAGAAGGAAUGCUUCAUUGAAGACUCUGGAGUUUGAGCUGCAUAAUCCUCUACCUCAUCUUUAGUAUACGAAAAUAGUUCUUUGUAGAGCUUUGGCCUUGUUUCCUUGGGCUACAGUGUCAUGGUACCAGCUUUAAAAGGGAAUGCUCAAAUGUUAAGGAUUUUUUCUUGAUUGUAUUUAAAUUGUUGAUCUCUUCACCUCUCAUCCACCACCUUAUCGAAGUGACACCUGAAAACGUGAUGACAUCUGGGUCAGAAAUCUUCCUCUGGCUAAGUGCAUGGAUAUUGGGAAAUAUUUCAUUCAUUGGUGGUCAAGAGUGCAUGAGGGAGCCCAAACACUACAACUUUGAUGUCCAAUACAAACUGAAAAGUUUUAAUGCAGGGCAACCAAUCCAGAACAUAGUGGUGAAUUCUAAGCCUCCAGGGGUCUAUCUUGCGGUGCGGAACCGAAUAUUAUCCCUAAACUUUUCCCUUAAGAAGAAUUAUGAACUACAGACUGGUCCAGUUGGCAGCCCAGAUUGUGUGAUCUGCAAACUUUGUGAGACAAACUGGGAGCCAGAAGUUGGCAUGGAGGAUAAUGACAAUGUAGUUCUGACGUUUGAUCCUUUUGAACCAUUCUUGUAUUUCUGUGGAACCUCUCAACAUGGCGUAUGUUACAGACAUGACAUCCAAAACAUAAAUGAUAACUCUUGCCUAUUUAAGAAGAAAAAUAAUCGUGUUGACUUAUGUCCUGAUUGUAUAGCAAGCCCAUUGGGCACCCAAGUGUUUGUUCACGAAGAAGCAUUUUCCACCUAUUUGUUUAUUGGUGCCACAGUCAACAGUACGAUUGCAAAAACUUACAGUCCAAAAUCAGUGUCAAUAAAGAGACUGUUAGGAUCACUCGAUGGAUUCACGUUCACUUCUGAAGAUCACUCUUUAACAGUGUUGGAUGAAUUCCUAGACUCGUAUCCCAUUGAUUAUAUUUAUUCCUUCCGCUCUGGUGAAUAUAUCUACUUUCUAACAGUUCAGAAAGAAACAAUAGAUUCAAAAAACUAUCACACGAGAAUUGCACAGUUGAAGGCGGGAGAGUAUGAAGUUAAGAACUAUCGCGAGCUUGUCCUGGAAUGCCAGUAUGAACCAAGACGGAGGAAGAGGAUGCUUGGCGAUGGGGACACGCUGUACAAUGUGUUACAAGCAGCUCACUUGGCUAAAGCAGGCACAGAUCUGGCCAAGGAGCUCGACGUUUCAGAAGGAGAUGACGUGCUAUUUGCCGUUUUUGUGGAGAGUGAGCCCAACAGCAAAACCUUGCGCAGGAAGUCAGCACUCUGCACUUUCCCUGUCAAAACAAUCGCUGAGAUAAUUGAAUUUGGGAUGAUGGCCUGUUGUCAGCCAGCAGAUGAAUCCCAGGAAAGGGGGCUGGAAUUUUACCAGGAGUUGGAGUACUGCCCUCAUAUUGAUGCAAGAAACUGUACCAACAAGCCGACCAGGGUCUGGAACGCUUUUAUCCGCAUGGAUCGAUUUGACGGCGAACUGCAUGAUACCAAAUUGACAUCCAUCUUCGUAACCGUGAUCGGAAAUUACACAGUCGCUCAUCUUGGGACGUCAGAUGGAAGAAUCUUACAGGUGAUUGUUCAAAGGUCCUUUUAUCCACAUGCCAACUUCAGCCUGAGCCAAUCGGAUCCUGUUUCCCAAAAAGUCGCACAUUUGAACAACUCCUUGCUGUUUGUAACUGGAAAACAGGUAACCCAAGUGCCAAUCAAUGGACCAGGCUGCCAUCACUUUCUGACCUGCAACAAAUGCCAGAUGGCACCUUCCUUUAUGAAGUGCGGUUGGUGUGAUGGACAAUGCACCUGGCAGGAGGAAUGCUCGAAAACAUGGAUCCCAGAUACUUGCUCUCCUGCCGUUGUUGAGGAAACCUCCUGGUGUUUACUACCGGCCUUGCUACCUAAGGUGAUAAGCAUCACCCCCGUCAUGUUGACCGCCGAUUGGAAGGAGUGGAGGAAAAUGAGAAUGCUCUCUCACCCUGUGUGGCUGGGACUUCAAGUCUCCAGCUGGCCCCAAGAUACAGCAGCCUCUCACGUAGUGCGAGUGGGAACACGGUCUUGCAUAGUUAUUCCCAAAAGCAGCAAUGCAAAAAGGUUGGUGUGUAAACUGCAAGUUACUGGAGUGCAUCAGCCCAUUGGUUCCACAGAGAUCAACAUCACGAUUCAUGAGACCAAACGUAGUGGAGAGUUCUCCAUCGUUGGAUCCACCUCAAUUGCUGGAUUUGAAUUUGUGGAACCCGUUAUAACUCAUGUGGUACCAACAUACGGCCCUCUGGAUGGUGGGACUUUGAUUACAUUAUCAGGGCAACAUCUGACAGCUGGCAACACCCAAAAAGUGACCAUUGGCGGGAAGGAGUGCCUAUUACAGAGGCAAAAUGAUACUUCUAUAGAAUGCAUAACUCCAAAAAUGGAUGAGUUGAAGGAGGAAUUUCCUGUUGUGGUGAUAGACUUGGCAAAUGUACCAAUCAAGGGCAAUUUCAAGUUCCAGUACCGAAAGAAUCCUGUCAUCCACAACAUCUCCCCCAAAUGCAGCAUCAUAAGAUCUAAAGCCUCGGCUAAUGGUAAAGGUAGUGGAGAACAACCUACUUUGGAAGCUAUUUCUAAUCUGGACAGAAAGUUUGAUCAGAGCUUUGCCGAAUUGAAGUCUAUUUUAAAAGACUUUGAAGAAAAGCAAAAUACACUUAUCCAGGAAAACGCCAAACAAAGGCAAUUAAUUGCUGAACUUGACCAAGCUGGUAAAGAGAGAGAUGCCAAACUCCAAUCACUUGAAAAAGCCUUAAUUACGACCAAGCAAAACCUGGAAAAGCAACAAGAGAGGAUCAGCCUCAAUGUCACAAUAUAUGGGACCAAUCUGAAUUCUGUGUAUCAGCCAAAGCUUUUAUUUAUUGACGAACGUGGAGACAAAUUUGAAAAGGCAUGCGGAGAGCCAGAGUCUAAUGACGUAAUGAUCUGCCAGACUCCUGCGAUCAAGGAAGAUGAAGCCGAAGGGAAGCUUACCGUGAUCAUGGAUGGUGUAUCACCCCAAAAGGCAUUUGACAUAGAGUACAUGCAGAACUACGAGGUUAUCCCAUUUGAAAAUGAGGAGAAGAUAUGCAAGCUGACGAAGGGUGAAGAUGAGAUUGAGUUACAUCAUGUCAUGCUGCUGAAGCUGAAGGAUUGCUUGAAUGUGACUCUUGUCGUGGGAGACACCAUCUGUGAUGCAAAAAUACUGAUUCAAGAGAUCACCUGCAGAAUCCAAGCGGAACUGAUUCCCAGCGAAGGACUUCCAGUCAAGCUCUGGGUGAAUCACGUGGAGUACUUCAUUGGGUACGUCAUCUAUGUCGAUGAAAAUAUCAACACAAUUGUGGGGAUUACCAUUGGAACCAUUGUCUUCCUUGUGGCGAUUGUGAUUCUGGUCGUUGUGCUGGUGAUAUACAAGAAGAAAAGCAAAGAGCAUGCAGACUUAAUGAGCCGCUUAGAAGCUUCAGUUAACAUGAUGUCUCUCAACACGGUACCACCUGUUCCCAGUGAUUACAGGAACUCUCGUUAUCCUCACAGCCCAUCAUCUGGGUCGAGUGGGAUUACAUUUCGGGGAACUGGUUACAAGAACAGCUCCGAUGGUGCAAUGGUCCCGCUGCUCGGUCCGAGAGAAAUUACAUCGGAGAACCUGCGGACUGAGCUGCUGGAAGAAGUGAAAGAUGUCCUGAUCCCGAGUGAAUGCUUAACUGCGUACAUGGACCAAGUGGUUGGCAAAGGGCAUUUUGGGAGCGUUUACCAUGGUCUGUACAAAGAUCAGAACAAGGAAAUUCAUUGCGCCGUGAAGUCAUUGAAUCGAAUUUCAGAUGUUGAAGAGGUGGAGCAGUUUUUGAGGGAAGGCAUUAUCAUGAAGGAUUUCCACCAUGAAAAUGUCCUAUCUUUGUUGGGAAUUUUCCUUCCUAAGGAAGGGUUACCGUUGGUAGUAUUGCCAUAUAUGAAACAUGGAGACCUCCGACAUUUUAUCCGUAAGGAAGAGCGAAAUCCAACAGUAAAAGAUUUAAUCGGCUUUGGCCUCCAGGUUGCCAAGGGAAUGGAGUACCUUGCCCAAAAGAAGUUUGUUCACCGAGAUCUUGCAGCAAGAAACUGUAUGCUGGAUGAGGCAUUUGUGGUUAAGGUGGCAGACUUUGGGAUGGCACGUGAUGUCUUGGAUAAAGAAUAUUACAGCAUUCAGAACCAUCGAAAAGCCAAGUUACCUGUGAAGUGGAUGGCAUUGGAGAGUCUGCAGACCCAAAAAUUCACAACUAAAUCUGAUGUGUGGUCUUUCGGAGUGCUGCUGUGGGAGCUGCUAACUCGAGGAGCACCGCCCUAUCCAGAGGUCGACCCAUAUGACAUCACAAGAUACUUGUUAAAGGGGCGAAGGUUACCUCAGCCGGAAUACUGCCCGGAUGAACUGUGAGUUGAUAUUAUGCUGCGCUGCUGGGAUCCAAAGCCUGAACUGCGGCCAAUAUUUACCGAAAAUCGUCUAUGAAAUUGAAUCAAUUCAGUCAUAUUGAAAGGAGAACACUACAUCAACUUGCAAGUAAUUAUGUGAACUUGCAAAACGACCCAGCCUUACCCUGCAGUGGACACUACUGAUGAUGAACUGGACCCGGAUUCAGAAUGAUUACAUUGUGCUGUUUCAUUGUGGUAAAUCUGUUUGGAACAUUGACUUGAAUUUCAGGAGGAUACUGUUUUUUUAAACAUUGCAACUUAUUCCAUUCGAUUAAGGUACAACUCUGCCUCAUUACUUUCCCUCCUCUCUGCUAACUUCUGUGGCCACCACCAACCUGUGAGAAAGAACAUGGUGACUCCUGUGGUGUUAAAACAGCAAAUAUUUCUGUUCAGAAACCAAACAAUGGUCCCUGUCAAGACACGGGCAGUAAUGGUUUCCUUACUGGCACAUUAAAGGCGAAUGGCACCAGGUUUCUGCUCCAUUACACAACCUUGCCAAGAAUUCUUGAGCAUCCAAUGGCUGGAGUUACCUGCCCUCAGAGAUCACAGGCAGUGAAGGCCCAUUGCCAAGACAGGUGAGAAUGGUGCAAUGCCAUCUCCAAUAAGCUGUGAUCUUUCUACCCAAAAUAAGGGAUCCAAUGAUGCUUGGUCAAUUCUGCAAACACAAAGAGCUGUGGCAACAAAAAGCAAGGUUUGAUUCUUCACAUUGUUCCCUAUAUUAAUUUCCAGUGACUGCAUUUUAUUACUAUUCAGCACAAGCAAUGAAAAUCUUCACCAGGCACUGCUCUCUCAAGUGGAACAUUUCACAGUUAAGAUGGCCUCAAGGUUAGCAAUAUUAUGCUUUUGUUUUUUACAAUGAGCCAUGAGGAUUCAUCACCAUUCUGACAGCCUAAGAAGGUACUCAUUAGUAGAUAUAACAAAGAAAGUAUAAGAUUUUGCAGGUAAUGUUUCCUGCUGUUUGGCUAGAGUGAUUUGAUGCACUGGCAGUUACCGAGGCGACUCUGACGACAACUCUCAGACCUGGGAGGAUAAAGCAAGAGGGCACAUGGGAACACCACCACGUGCAUAUUCCCUUCCAAGUCUCUCACGCCAUCCUGAUUUGGGAAUGCCGUGCCAUCACUGGGUCUGAAUCCCAGAACCGACCUCCAUUGGCAUUGUGGAGUGAUUUCACCGGGAGGAUUACAGAGGUUCACAAUCAUCUUCUGGAGGAUAAUUAAUAAUAAAUGCUGGCCUUGCCAGAUCCGGCAACCAUUGCAUUUCAAAAAGAAUAAGUAAAAAUGCAGCAUUGCACUAUUUUACACUGUAGUCUUUUCCUUCUGCUUAUCAGGGAGUGUUUAACCUUUGCUCCUCUUUCACUGAUUGUUAUGAUGGAGUGUGAAUCUCACUUUUUCCUUUUUAUGAGCAGCCAAGGCAUCAGCAUUAGUUUGAAGCCAUUAGCAGCGCCCUAUAUCACAGGGUGAUCUGGCAGCGACAGUUGUCACCCCAUUGAUCACUGGGUUUGAUUUGCCGGCAAGGUCGGGUGUCCCCCUUCCCUCACAACUCCAUGUGCAUCUGUUUCCCGCCCCCCCCCCCACCCCACCCGAAGCUCAGCAUUUGGUCACAGAGGAUGGCUCCCUAGAAGAGGAGUGCUCCGUCGGUCUAAGAUAUAUGAUGCAGCUACUCCCCCGCUAGACUAAGCCUCUGACAACCAUUUGUAGGAUUACACAGGGAAGUUAAGCUCCAAGAGCUUCAGUAAGACAAUGGAUGUGGCAAUCUGCCAUUCUUUUUUUUUAAAAGAAAGACCCCUUGCUUGCAGUUGAUAGGCACAAGAUCACAGCUUGCAUGUCCACAGAUCCCCAAAGUCUCCUGUCCAGCCACCUCCCCUCCGACUGGGGCAAUUGAACUAACCACUAAGGUGCAACUUGUUCGUCUGCCAU
This is a messenger RNA of Pristis pectinata (smalltooth sawfish), 6563 nucleotides long. Its product is annotated as macrophage-stimulating protein receptor-like. Gene Ontology annotation, biological process: protein phosphorylation; cell migration; cell surface receptor protein tyrosine kinase signaling pathway. Lineage: Eukaryota; Metazoa; Chordata; Chondrichthyes; Rhinopristiformes; Pristidae. Gene Ontology annotation, molecular function: protein binding; transmembrane receptor protein tyrosine kinase activity; ATP binding. Gene Ontology annotation, cellular component: signaling receptor complex. The record is from RefSeq and is a predicted model, not a curated record. The transcript has 23 exons.